Loa loa (African eye worm) is the source of this 923-nucleotide messenger RNA. RefSeq lists its product as hypothetical. The transcript has 2 exons. The record is from RefSeq and is a predicted model, not a curated record. NCBI's taxonomy places the organism in Eukaryota, Metazoa, Nematoda, Chromadorea, Rhabditida, Onchocercidae. The coding region runs from base 347 to 637 and encodes 96 amino acids.
CAAUCGUUUUUCCUCCUCAUCAGUUUUUCUCAUAUUACAUUAUUGUCUGACUGGUAAUCUCUUCGAUUAUUUUCUCCAGAUUAAUGGAAUUGAUCACUUAAAUGCAGAAACUUUUCAUUUUAUCCUUAAAUUCAAUUGAAAAUAAAGGAAUGGAGGGUAUAUUCGAGAAGGCAUGAUUUUUUAGUGACCAACGAUAAGGUGGGUUUAAUUUGGGGAAGGAAUUGUUAGGAUAUGCGUGAAUGUCUCAUGAAACCGCAAAAAAGCAAUUCUAAUAUUAUAAUUAUAGGACUUUACUAAGCAACAGCAGCAACAGUGUUCGAUAUGCGGUGAAAAUGAGGAGCGUCAAAUGUUAUCCUGUUUUAAUUGCAAUAAUGUAGUACAUCCGGACUGUGCUGGUUUGCCAGAACACGUCGUUAAGGUUGCACUGAAUUACAGAUGGAACUGCAUUGAAUGCAAGAAAUGUACGAUAUGCGAAAAACCGGAUAAUGAGGAUGCAAUGAUGUUUUGCGAUCGUUGUGACCGCGGUUAUCAUACAUUUUGUGUUGGUUUAUCAUCUCCGCCGAAUGGUAAUUGGAUUUGUUCCAGUUUCUGUGCUGAUCGCAGUGUAACAGCAACGGAUAACACAUGUCGUGCAUGAUGGACGGUUUUGCUUUAUCAUAGUACAGUGUACUAUAUACUGGAAAUGUAGUUUUCCCCGUUCAACUCAGAAAUUUCCUUUAAUAUUUGUCCAUCUCAAUGAUUCUAUGCAUAUCUGUUAUUGUCGUUCACACCAUGCGUUUUGUUGAUCAGUUGUAUUUUAUCCGCUUUUAUAUGUAUUCAACACGAUGAUUUAUAAUUGCUAAGAUAGUCAUUGACAGCUUACCCGAGAUUUAUUUCUUUCUAGUUAAGCAGAACAUGUUGACUCGAGGAUUCCCGAAACUAGC